Messenger RNA from Parasteatoda tepidariorum (common house spider), 1208 nucleotides. The record is from RefSeq and is a predicted model, not a curated record. Lineage: Eukaryota; Metazoa; Arthropoda; Arachnida; Araneae; Theridiidae.
UCCUUUUCCUCAUCCCGAAAAACGAUUUUCGGCCAUGUUUCUUCCGGACACAGAGAUCACCCGGCAGAUGUCGCUUCCAUCGCUUUCCAGUCGAUCCGAUCGUUGCCACCGUUCCACGCUUCGCAAGGAAAAAAAGAUUCCAGUGCAUCAUCAUCCUAUGCGGCCGGGUCCAAAGCCCUAUUUUCCUGCUGCUGCGCGAAAAGUGUGCUAGGGAUAAUAUCAUUUCAUACAACUCACACCAGCGUGCAUUUACUCCUGGUACAGAUAACAUAAAUUCAGAGGAAAUUACGCCAAAUGAAAAAACAGACAUACAAUAAGCACCUUUUCUACUCUAUGUGAUUACUUCAUUAUUUAACCUAGCCCUCCUAUUUCUCCGAGGAGGCGAAUCUAGGAUUUCUGACAGUCAAGAUAUAACAACAUAUAGAUCCUCUGCCACCCAUUAAAGUUUAUAUCCCUGCAGCAAGCCCUAAGUAGCCUCCUCGGAAAGCAGUUCACACCAACCUUUCAAAAUGCCGUUCAGCAUCAAACGCUUCACAAUGCAUCGCAGCACCAGCCUCCCAGGAGGCCGAUCCUCAGAGGGAAAGAAAAUAUCCCUCACGGAAAUCCGGGAAAACCCCAACUCAUCCCGUUCCAGUAAAAAAUCCGACAAAAAUAAGUCCAGUGGAAACAAUUCAUCAUCAUCUACGUCCUCAUCAGCUCAGCAACAGCAAGGCAACUUGCCGAACAGUCGGUCCAUGGAUGUUUCUGAACUCAGAAGACUAGGAUUCGGCAAUCCAAGGCAAGGCCCACCUCCAGAAUUGUUGGCGGACGCUAUGGCAGCUGUCAAUGAUCCUCAUCAGCAAUCCUCAUCGUCAUCUUCAUCUUCCUCCUCUACUAUGGAUCGACAAAGAAGAACCUUGCAUAGUAUUCAGGAAUAUCCUUCCGGCACAGCUAGGUUUAGUACACAACAACAGUCUCCAGGUGGGGGAGGAACAGUUUAUGGAUCAGCGGGCAACACAUCGACGUUGCCUGCGAGGUGGAGGAGUUCCUUACCACCUCGGCCAUCGAGUGAGAUGAGAGGCGUAUAUAGUGAUACAUCUUCUAGUGGCACCAGUGGUACUGAAGUUAGAAGGUUGGUGGUGCGAAAAAAUGGAGUACGAUUUCAAGGUACGUGUUUUAACUUUCAAUGCUUUUUAAAAAAAAAUUUUGUUUCUUAGUUAAUUUUUAAA